CCCAAACUCUCUCUUUCCAUCUCUUUUGUUCACUGAUCUCUUUCGAUCAUGGGUUCGAGUUUUCAUUACACUAUAGAUCUCAAUGAAGAUCAAAACCACCAAGCUUUUUUCUCUCCUCCUAGAUCCUCUCUUCAUCAUAACCACCAUCAAUACCAUAAUGAUGAUGAUCAUUUAGCUCCUUCUAAUCUCUCUUCUCCAUCAUCUUCUUUAACUCCACCAUCUCUUUCCCACCUCCCUUUCUUGAUCAAUUCUCACCAAGAUCAAAUACAAGUUGGGUACAACAACAACACUUUUCAAGGUUUUCUUGAUCCCCAUCUCUCCCAAUCCCUCGAGAUGAAGAAGUUUGUAUCUAAUGGUGGAUCACCAUCCAGCGAUCAAGUGGUGCCAAAGAAGGAGACACGAAUAAAAUUGACGAUAAGGAAGAAAGAGAAUCAUCAUGAUCAUGAACAUGUGAGAUUGAUGAAGAUGAAGACGAUGAUCACCACCGCCGAUCACAACGACAAACAACACGUUAAUAACGACCAAGCCAUGAACCAAAGAAAUUUCGAAAGAGAUCACCAUGAUCAACUAGUCUCGACAAAUCAGUACAAUAAUAUUGUCAACGAGACUGGUUAUAAUGGAAGCAACAGUUGCGUGGUUAGGACUUGUUCCGAUUGUAACACGACCAAGACUCCUCUUUGGAGAAGUGGCCCGAGAGGUCCCAAGUCUCUAUGUAACGCCUGUGGGAUAAGGCAAAGGAAGGCGAGGCAGGCCGCUAUGGCAGCUGCAGCCGCAACCACAAACUCUGAGUACUUGUUGUCACCACCUCUCCUGAAGAAGAAGAUGCAAAGCAAGAACAAGAGAUCAAAUGAAGUUAACAAUCUCUCUUCUCCUUUGGCUCCAAAGGUAAAGAAAUGUAAGAGCAUGAGUACCUCGGUGAUGGAGAACGCAACAUCCAAAGAUAUGGAGAACAAAGGCAAAUCCAGUAUGUCGAACAACUUUUAUUAUGAUGAUUUAGCGAUGGUCUUGAGCAAAAGCUCAGCUUAUCAGAAAGUUUUCCCUCAAGAUGAGAAAGAGGCUGCCAUUUUACUAAUGGCUCUAUCGUACGGAAUGGUUCACGGGUGAUCCUUGUUUUUAUUAAACCUCCCUUUUUAAGAAAUAAGGGAAAUAUUCUUAUAAACUAUACCAUAAUCCCUCAUAUGUUAUGAUUAAGUUUUGUUCUUUUCUCUUAAAAAAAAAAGUUUUGUUCUCUUAGUAUCAGUCAGCUCAAACUUAUGGGGCUUAUUAGUUUCUAAUAGUGAGAAUAUUUAUGUAUGGAGCUUGGUAUAUUCCGAUAAUGUGGC
Eruca vesicaria subsp. sativa (arugula) is the source of this 1322-nucleotide messenger RNA. The record is from the annotation of a GenBank genome assembly. Lineage: Eukaryota; Viridiplantae; Streptophyta; Magnoliopsida; Brassicales; Brassicaceae.